Messenger RNA from Colletotrichum spaethianum, 1326 nucleotides. RefSeq names its product protein BTN1. Lineage: Eukaryota; Fungi; Ascomycota; Sordariomycetes; Glomerellales; Glomerellaceae. Gene Ontology annotation, biological process: regulation of intracellular pH. Gene Ontology annotation, cellular component: vacuole; membrane. The record is from RefSeq and is a predicted model, not a curated record. The transcript is spliced from 2 exons. Bases 1 to 1326 code for a protein of 441 amino acids.
AUGCCUGGAUCGCCGUCAUCGUCGUGGGCGCUGUACCGCGCCCGCCUCUCCGCGCUCUUUCGACAUGCUGAUACGCAGGUCGUCGUGGCCUUUUGGCUGCUCGGCCUCAUCAACAACGUUCUCUACGUGAUCAUCCUCUCCGCCGCCCAGGACCUCGUCGGCUCGUCGGUCCCGAAAGGCGUCGUUCUCCUCGCCGACGUCCUCCCUUCCUUCUUCACGAAGCUCAUCGCCCCCUACUACAUCCACCGUGUACCCUACUCCCUCCGCGUGAUGGUGCUCAUCGGCCUCUCGUGCUCUGGCAUGCUCCUCGUCGCCCUCACGCCUCCCAGCAAGUCCGUCGCUGUGAAGAUGGUCGGCGUCGUCAUCGCCAGUCUCAGCUCUGGCCUCGGCGAGCUCAGCUUCCUCGGGCUGACGCACUACUAUGGGCCCAUAAGUCUCGCGGGCUGGGGCAGCGGCACGGGGGCGGCGGGGCUGGUCGGCGCCGGGCUGUACGUCGUGCUGACGGACUGGUGGGGAUUCAGUGUGCGCAACAGCCUGCUCUUUUCGGCGUGCCUGCCGUCCAUCAUGUUCGUCAGCUUCUUCGUCGUGCUGCCCAUGGGCCCGCUGCGCGCGGGAAGCAAGGAAUACACGACGGUGCCGGAGCGAGACCUGGAAGAGGACGACAUCACGGAGCUGCCACAGAACGCCGCCUCCUCGGCGCUGCUCGCGCCGGGCCCGUCGACCACGUCGACGGCGUACUCGGUGCAUCACCCGGACGAGCACAGCUUCAAGCGCAACAUCAAGAGGGCGAGGGCGCUCUUCGUCCCGUACAUGCUGCCGCUGCUGCUGGUGUACAUCGCCGAGUAUACAAUCAACCAGGGGGUGGCGCCGACGCUGCUGUUCCCGCUGGGGUCGUCGCCGUUCAAGGAGUUCCGCGAGUUCUACCCGAUGUACGGGUUCCUGUACCAGCUGGGGGUCUUCAUCUCGCGGUCGUCGACGCCAUUCUUCCGCAUCCACCAUCUGUACCUGCCGUCGCUGCUCCAGGUGGGGAACCUCAUGCUGCUGACGGCGCACGCCAUGCUCGACUUCAUCCCGUCGGUGUACAUUGUCUUCAUCGUCAUCUUCUGGGAGGGGCUGCUGGGCGGCGCCGUUUACGUCAACACGUUUGCGGAGAUUAUGGAGACGGUGCCGAGCGAGGACAGGGAGUUCAGCCUCAGCGCGACGAGCGUCAGCGACAGCGCUGGCGUCUGCAUCGCCGGAUUCCUGGGCAUUUUCAUGGAGGUGCAGCUGUGCAAUUGGCAGGUGGCGCGGGGGCGGGAUUGGUGCCGCAAGAUCAAAAUAGGAUAG